Molecule: messenger RNA, 1962 nt
Organism: Fraxinus pennsylvanica
Lineage: Eukaryota; Viridiplantae; Streptophyta; Magnoliopsida; Lamiales; Oleaceae
Source: the annotation of a GenBank genome assembly
AUGGCUAGGCGUCACGGAUGGCAACUCCCUGCUCACUCCUUUCAGGUUGUGGCUAUAACAGUUUUUUUCUUGUUAUCUGUUGCUUUCUAUGCUUUUUUUGCUCCAUUUCUUGGGAAAGACAUCUACGAGUACUUAGCAACGGGCAUUUACUCCUUCCUGGCACUGUCUGUAUUUAUACUUUACACAAGGUGCACAGCUAUUAAUCCUGCUGAUCCUGGAAUUCUCAUUGAAGCCGACAAGUCAUCAACUUAUCGAUCACAUAAUGGAACAGAGGUUCCUGAUAUAUCUACCACUAAGGAGCCAAGCAAGACGGAAUUAAAGAAAGGAGAAAGAUCUUACAGGCAUGAUGCAGGAUGUUGUUCGAAAAUUGGAGGCUUUCUUUGUUGUUGUCUUAUGACGGAAGAUUGCCGUAAAGAUGAAGAUCAUGUAGCGGAGCAAAAUGGUGAAGAAGAUGCUUUAUUCUGCACAUUGUGCAAUGCGGAGGUGCGCAAGUUGAGCAAACACUGUAGAAGUUGUGACAAAUGUGUUGAUGGAUUUGAUCAUCAUUGCCGGUGGUUGAAUAAUUGUGUGGGAAGAAAAAACUAUAUCACAUUUGUAUGCUUAAUGGCUGCAAGCCUUGUUUGGCUUGUUUUUGAAUGUGGGGUGGGCAUUGCAGUCCUUGUUCGCUGCUUUAUGGAGAGAAAGGCUACAGAGAAUCAGAUAACUGACAGGCUUGGAGAUGGAUUCUCUCGUCCGCCCUUUGCUACAGUAGUGGCGCUCUGUACUGCUGUUUCUUUGCUUGCAAUGGUACCUUUGGGAGAAUUGUUCUUUUUCCAUAUAAUCCUUAUCCGAAAGGGUAUCACAACAUAUGAGUAUGUUGUUGCUAUGAGGACUCAAACUGAACCUCCUGGACCUUCUGUAGAUGGAGGAGAUCAGCAAAGUUUACCAUCUUCACCAACGAGUUCCGCUGUUACUGCCAUCAGCGGAAGAAGCUCUGUUGGCAUGGGGCUUCAAUAUAAAGGUUCUUGGUGUACUCCCCCUAGAAUAUUUAUGGAUCAUCAGGAUGAAAUUAUUCCCCAUCUUCAGCCCGGACGUCUACCUUCCACAGUUGAUCCAGAUGCCGUUCAAUCUGACAAGGAGAGACGAGGACCCCAGCGUCCAGUCAGAAUCAGUGCAUGGAAGCUUGCAAAGUUGGAUUCUCAUGAGGCUAUUAAAGCUGGUGCAAAGGCCAGAGCUUCGUCAUCCGUUUUACGUCCAAUAAGUUCUAGACAUCAUAAUUACGAUGCUGAUCAUUUAUCCAAUACCACUAUGAGUGGUAAAAGCUCUCCAACGAGUACAAGGCACGGAUAUUACGAGAGCAAUGCUCGAGCAGGGGCAUCAGGGUUGUCCCCAUUGAAGACCUCGUAUUCACCUAGUCAAGCUAGCAGGGACGACAAUGAUACGCGUGGUCACAGCAUAAGUAACUUAAGCAGUCCUCUUGCCACAAAUCUCACUUCUUCACCAGUCGAGCAGCAGCAUUCUUCAAACAAAGACCACUUUAAUCCAAUAUAUCAAGCAUCGGCUAAUCAAUCUCCCUGGUCGGCAAAAGCAAGUGAUAAAAAUGAAGCUUCUUUUAGUGAUGAUAAAGCCGGGCCGCCCUUGAGGAAUAACAAUUCGGGUAUUGCUGAAAAUGUGAAAUCAUCAGUAUUUUGGGAUCCAGAAGCAGGGCGCUAUGUUUCUGCUGCCACCCGGAAUGUUGGAUCAUCAUCUCAAGUUACUGCUGCUGAGCUUACAUACGCAAGUCAAUCUAUAUUCUUUGGAGGUCCUCUCAUGAACGAACAGCCGAGCCGAGGGGCAAGAAGUGGCACCUCAUUGCCAGCCGGUCCCCAGAGAAGUUCAACGUCUAGUUACUAUCAACAGGGUAGAUCACAGAGGGGAGGUCAGCUUCCUGUAUUUGUCCCAAGUGAUUCCCAGCAAAACCAAUUUUCUUCUAGAUUGCAAUAA